Messenger RNA from Penicilliopsis zonata CBS 506.65, 1412 nucleotides. RefSeq lists its product as hypothetical. The transcript is spliced from 3 exons. The record is from RefSeq and is a predicted model, not a curated record. Gene Ontology annotation, molecular function: zinc ion binding; DNA binding; DNA-binding transcription factor activity, RNA polymerase II-specific. Bases 1 to 1176 code for a protein of 391 amino acids. Gene Ontology annotation, biological process: DNA-templated transcription; regulation of DNA-templated transcription. Lineage: Eukaryota; Fungi; Ascomycota; Eurotiomycetes; Eurotiales; Aspergillaceae.
AUGCGAACGUCACGGUACUCUACCUCGAGGCAAAAGGCUUGCCAGCAGUGCUGCAGUUCCAAAGUGAGAUGUGAUCGAAGAGUUGCCAGUGGACGUUGUACGAGAUGUACGCAAAAGGGGCUGCUUUGUACUCGUCCCCAGACAGAGCCGAAAAGGACAGCGCCAAGGACGAAUCUGGGCAAAGAUACACAGGCAGGGCAGCUUUCCAGUCCGUUUUCAGGUCUAGAUUCAUCAUUCGCCACCCCUGAGAAUGGGUUGGAUGCUAUUGAUUUCUCGGAUCUUGAUUUGGUGUGUCCUAUAAAUGCCGAUGAUAUCCAGAACCGCUGGCUUCAGGCAUUUAUUCCUGUUCCCGGGCAGACCGUCAAGAAAUACCCUCCCGGGGUGAGUGCCUUCAUCUACAAUAUGUUGAAAUCGUACGCGAGCGUGGCCGUCGGGGGACGGGGAGUUCUACCGUUUAUCCAUUCCAAACAGAUGGUGACCCAGCCGGUUGGAUCGCCGCUGACUACCUGCUUGAGCUUGGUUCGGAUCUGUUCCAACCCACCCGUACCGGGCAGCCAAGACGUUGCUGCUAGUAUUAUCCGACGCGAGAUGCAGAGUGUGUACGACCUACAGGACCGGUAUCACGCCGAGGCCCUCUUUGCCGCCUUCCAGGCGUACCUAGUCUACACCCUAGUACUCUUCUUCCAGCUGAACCAGUUCUUCAAAGACCACUUCCGCAGCAUCAUGACCAAGCUACAGGAGCUGGCUUGUGCAUCAGCCCGGCAGGGACUUGUAUGUGCAGCAGAUCAACACCGGGCCCGACCGAGGUGGGAGGAGUGGAUCGUUGCCGAAGCGAAACGGCGAACCUUGUUUGUGAUGUAUUUGUUCGACAGCAUCCUCACCACUCAGGAGGGGCUGCCGACUUUUCUCGGCACCGAACUGACGGGCUUGCCCGCUCCGGCUAAUAAACUUCUUUGGCAGGCAGACACCCGUUAUGGAUGGGAGAAGGAGUACAAUAUCCACCUGGUGGGGUGGAUGGAGGGCAGUCUCACCAUUGACGAACUGUGGCCUCUCCCUCCGAAUCUAGACGGCGUAGAUGUUGCCAGGAGGCGGCAGAGGGUGGAUCGCUGGUUGGAAAACCUGGAUGAGUACGGAACCAUGCUAUAUGCAAUCAUGAGUUGUACCCUUCCUGAUUGAAAGCAGUCCAUACUACUCUGUUAGUACUGUAUUGAACAUUAUGAGUACUAAUAUUCUUUUAUAUUUACUUACCAACAUACUGGUGCAUUCCGCUCGAAUGCUCAGACCCUAUCGCACGUCAGAAUAUACCGUCUGUAUGCCUAGUACUGGCUGGCUCAUAUGAACGUACAUUCUUUGACCAUAUGCUGAAUACCCGGGUUCUUGCCCUUGAGGGUAUCCAGAGCACUUUGAUCUUC